Molecule: messenger RNA, 2625 nt
Organism: Xenopus laevis (African clawed frog)
Lineage: Eukaryota; Metazoa; Chordata; Amphibia; Anura; Pipidae
Gene: cerkl2.L
Product: provisional ortholog of ceramide kinase L homeolog
Exons: 13
Coding region: 426-1964 (512 amino acids)
Biological process (GO): sphingolipid metabolic process; ceramide metabolic process
Molecular function (GO): transferase activity; ceramide kinase activity; lipid kinase activity
Source: RefSeq, a predicted model, not a curated record
CUCACUGCAGCCAUUGAUGCACAAGGGGAACACUCACAUUAACAAGGAGGCAGACAGGCUGGGGAGGAGAAUGGGGAGGGCAUAACCGGUUAGGCAACUGGAAAUAAAGACAAGGAAAAGCACAGGCUGAGAAGGAUUCCGUGCUACUUUACACCUAAGAAAUGAAGGAACAUCCCUUGCUGGGACCGCUUUCCUGGACUUUUAGAGACAAUAGCAGGCAAAAUUGGGUGCUGUUGAACAGUCAGGUACCUAAUAGGCUUAUACUUUAGUUAGAAUACAGAUCCGGCAUAGAUAGACUGAAAAAAAAGAAAAGAAGAUUUCAGACUUCCCCGCUCUGCACAAACUGCCAACACUGCAAGAUGCUCACACUCUAACACCCGGACUCGAACGGAACCCUGGGUCAAGAACAGAAGUCUGGCAUUACAAUGGGUCAGAGCAGGUUGGAGUCACUUUUGCAACUGAGGGGCAGCAAGGUUCAACUGACAUUAUCCGGCAGCAGUCUAAGCUGGACCUUUCAGAAGAGAUGGUUCUGCUGGGGCAGACAGGGGUCCACAGUCUCCGUUCCGGUGAAUGAGAUUGUCAAGGUGCAUCAGGGAGACACAAAGCAACAAAGCAAGACAACUGAUGGUCCUAGCAUCUACUUCACAGUUUACCACAUCUCUCGGAAGUCGGCUCAGCGAUGGACUCUAGAAGCCUCCACUUUCACGGCGCACAGCUGCCAGGAAGCACAUGACUGGGUGACGGUUCUGCAGGACAGGAUCCAGAACUGCGGUGCAGAAAGGCCGCGGAAGCUGCUUAUAUUUAUAAAUCCAUAUGGAGGGAGGGGCAAAGCUCAAAGAAUCUAUAGCAAUAAAAUAUCCCCCCUCUUCCAGCUGUCAGGAAUCGAGGAGGAGGUGAUCGAGACCACAAGAGCGAAUCAUGCUAGAGAUUACAUUUUGGAAACAGAUCUACAGAAAUAUGACGGGGUGGUGUGUGUUGGGGGUGACGGCAUGUUUAGCGAGUUACUGCAUGGAGUAGUGAGACGGACGCAGAUCGACAACAAAGUGUGCGAGAACAAGGAGGGGGCAAUGCUGACACCUUGCAAGCUUCGCAUCGGUAUCAUUCCUGCAGGUUCCACUGAUUGUGUAUGUUUUGCCACUGUUGGAAUCAAUGAUCCGGUUACUUCUGCACUUCAUAUAAUCAUCGGGGACACACAACCCAUGGACGUCUGUGCAUCGUACCACUAUGGCGAGCUUAUGAGAUACUCUGUGUCUCUCAUCGGUUAUGGAUUCUUUGGGGAUGUUUUGCGAGAGAGCGAGGCUUUGCGCUGUUUAGGGCCUAUCCGAUACGACUUUUCAGGUUUUAAGAUGGUGCUAAGCAACCGCUUCUACAGGGGGACAGUGGAGUUCCUGGAAGCAGAUGACAGUCAAUCCAGUCCAAAAGACAACACUCGCUGCAGAACGGGGUGCCAAGUCUGUUCCGAAUCCUCAGAAAGAUGGAAAGAGGAGAGAGAUGCAGAAUUCCACUGCUGUGACUCAGAGAUGUGGCAAAAAAUAUCUGGCUCCUUUGUGGCUAUCAAUGUUACAGGCAUGUCCAGUGCAUGCCCGAAAAGCAUGGAUGGUCUGUCUCCAACAGCGCACUUGGCCGAUGGCACAGCUGAUCUCAUUUUGGUGCGAGAGUGCAACAUGCUCCAGUUUGUGAGACACCUCAAGAGACACACCAACAAGAAGGAUCAGUUUGCAUUGCCCUAUGUGGAAGUACAUCGUAUUCGUGCCAUGCAUUUUACCCCUGAGAAACUGGAUGAGGAGGGAGCCACCCGCCGGCGUAAGGGCAUCUUUUCAUCACUCUGUGGAGCACCCCCUGAAACCAGCAGCUGGAACUGCGACGGGGAGAUCCUAGACUGUGCACAGCUCAGCGUCAGGGUGCAUCAUCAACUCAUCCAACUGUUUGCACGAGGAAUUGAAGGCACCUCGUGUAGCCGAUGAGAACCCAGCACCAUUUCUACUCCCCAACCCUAGUGCUUGGGAGAACAGAAUUAUUCAUUUUAACACCACAUGGAGCUUGUUGACAUGGCAUGUGGACCCUAAAAGAGGAGGAUAAAUCCAAAUUAACUGCUGCUGGAACGGCAGAGACUGACACAUCAACAUUGUUGGCGCUGUGCUGCUCAGUCCAUGACCGGCAAAAUACUGCUCAGUCCAUGACCGGCAAAAUACUGCCACUUUCAAAGACUUAUGCACUUGCAGACAGUCAGGGAAUUGACUGUAGAGUUUAAAGAUUAAUAAUAAAUAUAUUAUUUUCAUAUUUUGCAACUAGUAAAUUCCACCCGUACUGUGAAUACUCCGGUGGCUGCAGAGAAGUAAGGGUACCUCACCUGAAAAAAACAUUUAACUUAUUCACAGGAAGUUCUGUUGCCAAAUCCAGAUGGUACAGAAAAGAUUCAAUCUCUAAGAGACGUCCAGAUGGAUAGUUCCAGCUAUAUCAAUAUAGAUAUGUGAAUUUGUGAUAUGGGACUGUUCUGCAAACAUGCCAGAAUCCAUUCAGCUUGCUGGACAAAGAAAGAUCAUGCAAGAACUACUGUGAGAAUAUAGUAAAUCUAGUUGGUAACAUGAUCAUUAGUUUUUAUUAUAUAUAAAAAAAAAGAAGUUA